This is a messenger RNA of Cryptomeria japonica (Japanese cedar), 1503 nucleotides long. RefSeq lists its product as uncharacterized. The record is from RefSeq and is a predicted model, not a curated record. Lineage: Eukaryota; Viridiplantae; Streptophyta; Pinopsida; Cupressales; Cupressaceae. Bases 381 to 1373 code for a protein of 330 amino acids. The transcript has a single exon.
GUUAAAGGCGGAGUUUAUUGAGGGCAAAUCACCAUGCUGCAACUCAGAUGAAGAUUUAACCCUUACUGAAGAAACUAAUUUUGGCUAGUAGAAAUAGAAAUGACUGUUAGUCUUAAUGAAAUAAGAUUUUUUAUUCCAAGUGAAAAGAUUAAGCGCAACAGCCUAAAGGAUCUAUCUGUAAAUGGCCUAAUUAUGGAGAUCGGAUGCAAUCACGUCGAGAUCUCCGGUUCGAAACCAGGGAAAUUUAUUCUUAUGAGAAAAUCGCGCUACCGUUGUCGUCACACGGCCUUCUAUAACUCAUCACUUGCAGUGUUCAUGAAACGAGUACAAGUCACUAAGGAAAUUAGACUGGAAAAGAAUCGAACCGUGGUCUUCUGCAUAUGAGCGAAACUAUCUGUCCAAAUGAAGUAACUUGCGACGGUCUUUCAGGGCACGGCAUGGAGGUCCAAGAUGCAGAGAAGCCUAAAGAGGAGCUUAAAGUGCUGGCUAACACAGCCGCGAGUCCUGAAGAAAGUAAUUUAUCAAUCCAAGAACCCUCCCAAGGUCAGCAGUUCGAAUCCCACCCUGACCCCGAGGGUUUCAAUAAAGACUCAGGCCGGAAACCAGACCCCGAGGGUUCCAAUCAAGACUCAGGCAGCAAAUCUGAACCUGAGGGUUUCAUUAAAGACUCAGGCCGCAAACCCUACCCCGAGGGUUUCAAUCAAAAUUCAGGCAGCAAACCCGACCCUGAGGGUUUCAGCAAAGACUCAAACCCCACACCCGAACCCGAGGGUUUCAAUCAAGAUUUGGGGCACAAAUCCACCACGCACCGCGAGUUUGAGAUAGAAUAUGAUCUGUACAAGACAAAUGAAGCUGUUUUGAAAGAGCUGAAGGAUCUGGAAAGCAGUACGCCUACACCGAGAAUAUCGACAUCUACCACAAAUAAAGGGAAAUCGAGCAGGGGAAAGAAAGGUUGGGCAAUGGCGACGGCGCAGAAGAUGUGCAAUUGCGCGGCCACCUCGGCGGCGGACUGCGCAGCCGUGUGCUGCUGCCCCUGCGUGCUGGCACACCUUUUAGUCCUGGCGCUUGUGAAGUUGCCCUCAGUCCUCGCCAUUAAAGCUUUUCGCUAUACCAAAAGAACGGCUCAGAUUAGCAAGAAGAAGAAGACUGAUGCAGGGGAGGAUCACGAAGACGAUGGAAGUAUUAAGAAGAUUCAGUCUUAUAAGAGUGGGUGGUCUCUGUCUGUAACUCCUCAUUUCAGUGGCCCUCUGGAGGGAUCCCCUGCUCGCACAGUAGAGGAGCGAAAGGCAGAGAGUCAAAAGUUCUGGCAAGAUCUCUAUGCGGGCGGUCAUCUGGGGUUUGGGGGGCCCGCCCUGGAAAGAGACCGAUCCUGAGCUUUAGGACAGGAUAAUUUGUCAAGUGUGGAUGAUAAAGUUGCAGCAGCUGUGACCAAAGUCAUGGUUUGCUAUAGAGCAUAGAUGGUAUUUUUUAUCCUCAUAUUAAUGCUAAAUUUUAUUUAUAUGU